Molecule: messenger RNA, 3682 nt
Organism: Toxoplasma gondii ME49
Lineage: Eukaryota; Apicomplexa; Conoidasida; Eucoccidiorida; Sarcocystidae
Product: ATP-binding cassette sub-family F member 1
Exons: 15
Coding region: 827-3262 (811 amino acids)
Molecular function (GO): ATP binding; ATP hydrolysis activity
Source: RefSeq, a predicted model, not a curated record
UGAGAAGGCGGUUCGUGUAUGGUGAAUGACGCAGGACGAGAAACGAGUCUUGUCCUCAUUUGCUUCCCAGAACGAUUUCAGGUGCCGUCGCGGCUCCUUGUCUCUGCUCGGCGAGGCCCUUCUUGUGGACACGUUCUCGACUCAGGUUUUUGCCCUUUCAUCUCCGCCAUUUCUUCGCAGGUCUCUGUCAUUUCUCGGAACUCUUUCCAGUUUUCCACAGCUGCCUCCUUCGUAUUUUCUCCCUCUCGUUCACUCAUUUUUUCUCUCCCUUCUCUCCCCCCUGUCGUCCAAGGUCUCGCACACCUGCCCGGAGCCUCUCGUCGUGCAAGUGGAGGGCGGAGCGCGCCUCAAGCGAGCGCGCUGUCUGUCUUGUUCUCUCUCGUCUCUGCUUCUCCUUUCUGCUCUUCUUCCCCUUCCUUAGCUCCGCAGCUGCCUUUCUUUCUCUUUCCUCUCCUUCCCUCCUCUCCCGCCCUCUCUGCUCGCGAAACUCCCGUCGACGUCACGCCUCUUCGCCUCGCCCCUCACCUGUCCCUGUCCUUAUCGCGCAGCUCCACUUGCUUCUUCCCCUUUGCCUCUCCUUCUCUUUCUCUCUCUUCUCUUCUUUAUUCUCCUUCUUCCUCCCUUCCCCCUCAGUCUCCUUUUUCCUUCGCUCUCCUCCCCACCCUCUCCUCCGCGAGUGAGAGGUCCUCGGUCGACUUCGCUGGGGAAUUGAGGCCGCGUAGCCUGGGAUCGUCUCGAUUCUCUGGCUUUGACUCCGGCCACUCCUGCAUGGACGCGCUGGAUGCCAGCUGUCUCCUAGAUUUCUUCGAAGGCUCAAGCUGCGAACAUGGGGCAAGACAGCGAAAGCAUCAUCGACGCGCUCCGCACGGUGACUUGCGGGAAAGUCGAUGACGGCACUCUCGAGUACAUGGCCGGCAUGCUGGAGGAAGAGGGCGUCGCGCGCCUGUCUGUGGACACCGCUUGCGACCUCAUCGGUGACUUUCUCCACGACGCAGGCGUCUCAAAGAACGACAAGGAGACCCGCGCUGUUUGCGAGAAGCUGCUGAGUCUGUUGCGCAAGGAUGCGGCGCCGCGAGACAACGCGGCGGGAGGACCGAGCGAACAAACGCAAGGAGGAAACUCCACGGAUGACCUCGAUGGCUCGGGUGUCAAACGAGCUGAUGGAGAAGGUUCGCUGUCAAAGCCUCGAGACUUUGCGACGCCGAUGAAACUUGGCGACAUGGCGGGUCACAGCGGUCGUUCGUUCGACGAUCCGUUUCUCGGCUUGCACCAGAAUUCGGCAAAAGUCAAUUACAACGCGCCCGUCCUGUACGGCACAGACCCUGAGGGUGCCGCAGCCGCUGCGGCGGCCGCCCAGCAGCAGCAGCGCCUGCAACAACAGCGGGAGCGCCACUUGCGUCAGUUGAAGGAGUGGGAGAAAAACAAGCCUCCGCUGCCACCCCCCAAGAGAAAGCAUGGCGACAAACAACUCAAGAAAAUGGGCGAAGGCAUUCUCGUCGACAGUUUCUCCAUCGCGGUCGCAGGCCGAGAGCUGCUUAUCGAUGCACAGCUGAAACUCGUGAAGGGACGCCGCUACGGGCUUGUCGGCAGAAACGGUAUCGGGAAAAGCACCCUGCUUUCUGCGCUGGUUCGCCAGGAAAUCCACGGCGUCGAUCCAGACAUCGCAAUUGGAAUGGUGGAACAGGAACACCUUUGGGGGUCUGAGACUGUGCUCGACGCGGUGCUGGCCGUCGACGAGGAUCGCCUGCGCCUGUUGGAAGAAGAACAAGUGCUUCUGAAACAAGAAGAUCAAUCCGAAAAGGUUGGCCGACGCCUCGGAGUGAUCUACGAGAGACUCCAAGAGAUCGAUGCAGCGAAUGCGGAGAAGACGGCGGCAACCAUUCUCCGGGGACUCGGCUUCACAGAGAGCAUGCAGCACAUGAAAGUGACGGCGCUAUCAGGAGGCUGGCGCAUGCGCGUGCUCCUCGCGCGCUGUCUGUUUAGCGACCCGGACGUUCUGUUGCUCGACGAGCCGACGAACCACUUAGACUUGGAAGCCGUCCAGUGGCUGACGAACUACCUGUCCGUGAGCGAGGGUCCUGUCGACGGACAGACGAUGCGCUGCGGCAAAGACAAAAUCGUCAUUGUUGUUUCGCAUGCUCGUGAAUUCCUCAACGAUGUCUGCACAGACAUGAUUCAUUUCACGAACCAAAAUCUAACUUACUACAAGGGCGACUUCGACACGUUUGAGUCUGUCCGAGCGGCGCAGCUCCUUCAGCAGCAGCGCCAGGCAGAGGCGCAACAAGCUAAAAUCAAGCACGUGCAAUCCUUCAUCGACAAAUUCCGAUACAACGCUAAACGCGCGUCUUUGGUGCAGAGUCGCAUCAAGCUUCUGAGCAAGCUGCCGAUGCUGGACAUGGUUGCGGAGGAUCCUUCGCUCCACUUCAACUUCAAAGAGCCAGAGGUUCUGGCUGCACCCCUGCUGCAGGCCGAGGAAGUCUCCUUCAGUUACGCGCCGAGAAAGAGCGACGAAGAAAGCGAGGGCGCCGCGGAGGAUGCGGAGACAGACGACGCGGAGCCAACCGCCGGGGCAUCGCCGAGCGAGAAAGCGGACGAAAAUGCUCGGGGGAAGGAGGGAGGAAAACUCAUUGUUCGAGGCCUCAAUCUCAACGUCGACAUGGACUCCAGAAUCGCUCUCUGCGGUGUGAACGGAAGCGGGAAAAGUACGAUUUUGAAGCUUCUCGUUGGCUCGGAGCAGCCGACAAAGGGCAUGGUGCACCGAAACGGCAAACUGAGGAUUGGCUACUUCACGCAGCAGCACGUGGACCAACUGGACCUGACUCUCAACGCCGUUCAGUCUCUUCAGAUGAGGUAUCCGGAGGCAGGCCUCAAAGACGAAGCGGCACGCACGUACUUGGGGCAGUUCGGCAUCAGCGGCCUGCUAGCGCUCGAGCCUCUCUAUAUUCUUUCUGGAGGUCAAAAGAGCCGUGUCGCCAUCGCCCUCAUGGCCUUUAACAAUCCCCACAUUUUGAUUCUCGAUGAGCCAACUAACCAUCUCGAUUUGGAUGCUGUCCAAGCGCUGAUUGCGGCUCUCAACAACUUCAAAGGAGGCGUGCUCCUGGUCAGCCAUGACAGCCACUUGCUCUCGUGCGUCGUCGAAGAAAUUUUCUACAUGGACGAGCAAGCUCACAAGUUGCAAAAGUAUCACGGCGACUUCCUGAAGUAUCGCAAGGAGCUUCUGAAGAGGGCAAAAACCGCAGCAGCCGCGCAAGCGAAUCACUGACACCAGGAAGGACGGCAGAGUCUCUACGGGGGCGACCGAGCCCAGACAGGUGCAGGGGAUUUAGUUUAGCCACCUGCAAGUGAAAAAUGGUCAUGUUUGCGGCAUGCAGGCGUGCGGUGUGUGCUUUUUCCCCCGGGUGACAAGACGAGGGCAGAAGCUUUUGUUGAGAGCCCCAAUGAACAUCGACAGGCAGUUUUUUUUUUCUCAGCCGUGCGUUGUGCAGGGGCCAUUCGAACCUGUUCAGAUGCCGGUUGUACCUCGACACGCAUGCGCUUCGUUUAAGGCACAUGCAUUUGUCCACCUUUACACUUGGACGUUUUUCUGUCUAGGUAAAAACGGUGGGAAGCGUCAACGGCACUUGUUUUUCUCUUUUUUUCAACUGGUCUCACGUUGUUGGGUCCUUUAUACGUGGAAUGGCUC